AUAUACAUAAACACUGGGCGUGGCCUCACUGGCCUGCAAACAACUCGCACAUUGCAUGGAGGGUGUGCUGCUGCCUGCAGCAUAGUGAGAAAAACCAAGAUGACACAUACUGAGGUAAAAUCACUGGAUGUGAUUCUUGACAACAAGCAGAGAGUUGGUUACUGCUCUGGUGAAGUAGUGUCUGGACAUGUUUCUCUCAAACUCUCGGAAGCCACCACAGUCAAAACCAUAAACGUAUCACUGAAGGGAUAUGCUCAGGUGAGUUGGAUGCAUAAACGAUCCCGCUGUUCCGAAGAGAAGAAAUGCCUCUCUUUAUCCAAGACCCUUGUUCCAACAACAGGUCCCCAAAACCUAAUCCUUGAUAGUGGCAUAUAUGAGAUCCCUUUUGAUCUGCAACUACCUCAAAGUCCUUUGGUUUCUUCUUUUUCUGGAAAACAUGGUCGUGUUUACUACAUGGUGCAGGCAGUUUUAAAAAGGCCAUUCCGUGAGAGUCAAUGUGUUUGCAGAGAACUUUGCAUCAUCAGUCAUAUUGAUGUCAGUGUGCCAACAUUAAUCUCUCCAGUGUCACAAACCUGUAAGAAGAUGGUUGGCUGCUGGAUCUUUACUUCUGGUCCCAUCUCACUGACUGUCAGCAUAGACCGACAAGGUUAUUGCAAUGGAGAAUCAAUCCCAAUCUAUGCUCUGAUUGAGAACCGUUCAUCUCGUCUAGUUGUGCCAAAAGCAGUGGUAUACCAGAUACAGACCUAUACAGCCAAGGGUAAAACAAAAUGCAUCAAACAGGUGGUUGCCAGUGCUAGAGGAAAUGUAGUGCCAUCUGACACUUCCAGCAGGUGGAAUGGAAAGGCAUUGAAGAUUCCUCCAAUUUCUCCCUCCAUUCUGAAUUCAGACAUCCUGAGAGUGGAAUACUUACUUGCAGUUAUUGUUCAGAUACCAGGUACCAAAAAUCUAGAAGUGCAGUUUCCAGUGGUGAUCGGUACCAAAGGUCUUGACAUGAACAGCCGUUCCAUUGUGAACAUGAGCUUGCUAUAUCCCACAUUUACCCUUCCAGACAUAGCUGAAGCCCCCCCAAGCUAUGCAGAGGUUAUGUCAGAGGAACAGUUUGAGGAGCACAGAACUUCAACCUGCCAAUCACAAGCAGACUGGCUGCUAGAUGGCUCAGCAUUCGCUUGUGUUCAGCAGUUCCGCCUCCAGCCGCCUCCUCCUUAUUCAGAGAUUUGCCCAAGUGAACCGUAAUCUUUCAGCCAAGUUUCUUUUGUGGAGAAGACCAAAGAACCACCUUGUGCCUUAAUUACACUAUAUAUAUAAUUUUUUUUCACGUUGUUUAUGGAUUACAGGUGAAAUCUUUGUUUUGAUCAUGAGCUCAUGUCAAAGUUCUGAAAGCGGUAGUCAAACACAGCCAGACUAUUGUCAAGUUUUGUCCACUUUGCAACGUAUUCUGGUUUUCUGCUGUUUUUCUGUACUUUUCUGUCUGUUAUUGUGAUAACUAUUUAAAUCAGUCUAUAAACUGCACAUAAAAAAACUCUAAUUCACACUAACAGGACACAUUGUCUAACUGGGUGAUUACUGGCCAGAAUACACUGCAAUGUGGACCAGAUUUCUAAAGUCUGGCUAUGUAAUACUACUGUCAUGGCUUAAAGAAAAUGAUUGAUAAUUUUUGUAAUUUGUGAUCAUAAUGUCUAAAUAUUGUGGUUGUUUAAUUAUUUAGCACUGACACACUAAAUUCUUUAUAUUAUAAGGUGUUGUUUUGGGUCCAAUUUGAGAUAUCACAAGUAUACAUUAAUUCUCAGAGAAAAAAAAACUGUCACUGGGGCCCUUUCAAAAGGUACAUAUGUGCACCUUAUUUAUCCCUAAGGGGUGCAUUCCAUUACCUUUAAGGUACAAAUUAGUACUUUUUGAAAAGGUACCACCUCAGUGAAAGCUUGUGUACUUUUUUUCUGAGAGUGUAGGUGCACUUAUAUCCAUGUAAUAUUAUUCAUCAUGUCUAGCUGGUAAAUUAUCACUAAAAACAACAACUAGAAAGCAACAAGCCAGAUGGGGUAAACUGGAUUUGUACUGUUUUUCACAACAUUAGAACUUAAUAAAAUCGUUAAUUUUUUGUACAACUAAUGAUCUUUUGACUUAGUUCAUUUAGUGCGAGUGUAAUGUAAUAAGCAGAAACUCCCAGCCAUAAAAAAAUAAAUAAAUCUGAAGCAGCACUGCUGCAUUAGUUGCACAAAUGUUCAUCAGUAACUCUUCACAGUCUCACCUGUCACAGAGGCCUUUCAUUUGUAUGGGAAAGAUUAGAGUGGCAUAACUAGAUAGUUCCUUAUUCAGUGUCAGAGAUACAUACACUUUAUUUCAGUGUCAGAGAUACAUACACUUUAUAUGAUACUGAUGUUAAAAUUAACACCAACAAUGAGUUUCAGAAAAGUGCACAACUGUAAAAAA
Messenger RNA from Sinocyclocheilus rhinocerous, 2427 nucleotides. Its product is annotated as arrestin domain-containing protein 4-like. Lineage: Eukaryota; Metazoa; Chordata; Actinopteri; Cypriniformes; Cyprinidae. Gene Ontology annotation, biological process: protein transport. Gene Ontology annotation, molecular function: ubiquitin-like ligase-substrate adaptor activity. Gene Ontology annotation, cellular component: plasma membrane; cytoplasm. The transcript is spliced from 9 exons. The record is from RefSeq and is a predicted model, not a curated record. Bases 100 to 1233 code for a protein of 377 amino acids.